Bursaphelenchus okinawaensis is the source of this 8599-nucleotide messenger RNA. The record is from the annotation of a GenBank genome assembly. Lineage: Eukaryota; Metazoa; Nematoda; Chromadorea; Rhabditida; Aphelenchoididae.
AUGGCGAGCCGAGAGACGACGGUGGUCGUCGACACCGCCCAGCCGGGCAUUCAACUCGUCCGUUUGGAGGACAACGACGACGACGAAGACGAAGAGAAAUUAAAAUUCCAAAACAGCUGCGAGGAGGAUAGUAACGCGUCCAACAGCCCGAUCACAUCACGUCGCGCUCCCGAACAGCGACCCUUCUUCAAGGUGGGUGUGGUAAUUUUUUUUAAAAUAGGUAAUUAAUCAUAGUUUUAAAGUUUUAAUUUUGAGAUGAAAAAUAAGUUGUUUUUCACUGCUUUUGAAGUUUCAAAAGCGUAUGUAGAGGUUUAAAAAUGCAAAAAAUUGUGUACGUUCAGUACUAACGUUUACUAAGUAAAAGUAAAUAUAAUUUUUCUAUUAAACUUGUCGUAAAUCUUUUUUAAAAUUAAAAAAUAAUAAAUCGCCUUAGGGUAUGUAAAUUUAUAUAAUAUUUUUAAAACUUUUAAGCACCAAAGACAUCCUUCAUUUUCAACAGCAAAAAAAUUGAUUUAUGCAUUAAAACGCAUAUAAAGAAAGUACAAAGAAUCAGAAUCUUAUAACGCACUGUUACUGUAGGUGUCAGGUAAAGUAAGGUUCAGAAGAAAAGGUAGUUAGGAUUUAGACGGGCAGCUAGAGCUACAACUAGAGUUAAGGCUAGAGCUAGAGCUAGAGCUAGAGCUAGAGCUAGAGCUAGAGUCAGAGCAGAGCCAGAGCCAGAGCUAGAGCUACGGCUAGAACUAGACCUAGAGCUAGAGCUACAACUAGAACUAAGGCUAGACCUAGGGUUCAAGCUUAGAUUAGGGGUAGGGCUAAUGCUCAGGCUAGGGUAAUAUUAGGUAGUGUUAGACGGGGUUAAAAUGGAGGUUUUGCAAGAUCAAGUAUAAUAGAAUAAGAUAAUAUUGCUCUAGGUUAGACCUGAGGACCUGAAAAAACUCACUAAGCCCGGUUAGAUGGGGAUCGGGCCGGUCCUAAAUUUAAAAAAAUGGGGAUCGGGUUAGUCUUAGAUUUAAAAAAAAUUUAGGCUUGGCCCGUUUUAAUUUUGGAUUAAGGAGCUCAAAAUUAUUUGAAUACCCUAAUAUUAAAAGGCCGGGCCGAGCCGAAGCGAAUUUGCGGGCCAGUUAGGAACAUGUGGUCUCGAGGGCCGCAGCUCAAACCAAGGCCCAGCGCGGCGCAAUCCCUUUACAUCUCUUCUCUGUGUAAGUUAGUCUAGAGUAGGGUAAUUUAUGUCUUUCAAUUUAAUUCAGGUAGCGUAGAGUAGGGUAAUUUAUCUGUUUUAAGCCAAUUCCCCCACCUCUGUAAGCUAAUAUUAUUGGUGUUAGAAGAUAGCUGUCACGCUUUGUUCUUUUUUGUUUUUUUUAAACAGCGAAACCGAAAAUCAGUAGUGGAGAGUGGUGCGCGAGACAUUACUAUUUAUGUUUUCUUUUGAUGCCUUAGGGUCUAUGUUUUGCAAUUUUUUGUUUUUUCUAAUUGAAAUGAUCAAAAUUAGUUGAGCAGCGGCAUGGAGUACGUCAAGGUAGGAAUUUAUUUUAAAUUUUUUAAAAUUGUGUGUAAAAGCGGGAGGUGUGUGCUUUAGUUUAGCUAAGAAUGGUACGGUUUUAACAUGCAAGUUAAAAAUUAUUACGUAAGGGUUAGGCUUAGCAAAGAAUAUUUAACCUUAACACACAAUGUUAUGCUUUUCAAAUAAUUUUUAGGCUUAGCUGAAGAUAUUUUAGGCUUAAAACAGAAUUAUAAGUUUGUUGAAGAUAUUUUUGUUUGGUAGACAUUUUUAGGCUUAUUAUAUAAAGUUUAGGCUUAUUAAAGUAUAUUUAAGCUUGACACACUAGUUUAGGCUUAUUUUGUAGGUUUAUGUUUAGAAGAGAAUAUCUAGGCUUAUCAACUACUUUUUAGGCUUAAUAGAGAAUGUUUAGGCUUAACGAAUUAUAUUUAGGCUUAGCACACAACUUUAGACGUAUAACGUAAUCUUUAGGCUUAGUUGAAUAUAUUUUAGCCUUAAAACACAAUCCUAGGUUUAUCAAAAAAUACUUACAAUUGUUAGGCUUAUCAGAGAAUGCUUAAGCUUCUUGCUAUAUCUAGGCUUAUCGCUCACUAUUGAAGCUUACAUUGUUAGAAAAGAGUUUUAGGCUUAACAAACCAUCUUUAGGCUUAGAAAUUAAUAUUCAUAUUACUCUUGUUGUAGGCUAAGAAGGCGGCUUUAGGCUUAAAAAACUGAAAGUUAGUUUCAAUUUGUAAUAUUUAUUUAAGUACUUAAACUAUCACUUCCAGCCUCAAACUUGAUCUUUCAACUUUUGUUUUCCAAACCUUUUAGUUCAAAACUUUAUUUUCUUCAAAAAAACGUCUUUUCUAAACCCAACCAUUGAUUUAAACCCAAAUUCAUAUUGCAAAAUAAUAUUUCGACUCUCAAAAACCUAAGGUCUCGGAUCAGAAAUUUUUUUCAAAAGCGAUUUUCACAAAAAAGGGAAAACACGUAAUAGUAGGGGGCUUACGUAACCAAAAAAACAUUCAUGAAUUUUUGCGAUUGAUCUUGUGAAAACAAAAUUUGUAAAAUUGGUUUGAAAUUUAUUAAAAUUGGCUUUGAGUUGGGCUGAAUUUCGAAAUUUUUAAUGGAAAUUUGAAUUUACAUAUAUCAUCUUCUCUAUUUAUUCUAAGACAGCUUCCUCUUUUUUUGGUACAUAUAGUACUAAGUUACUACUAUUAUUUGAUACUCAUCGUACUAAGCCCAAUACUAAUUUUUGGUAUUUAUAGUAUUAAGUCUAAGAGAAUUUUUUAGUACUCAUAGUACUAAGUUUGAUACUAGGUUGUGGUACUCGUAGUACUAAGCCUAAUACUAUUUUUUGGUGCUUUAAAUACUAAGCAUAGUACUCUUUUUUUGUUACUUCUAGUACGAACCCUAAUGUUAUUUUAUGGUCUUCAAAGUACCAGGUCUAAUACUAUAUUUUGGUCUUCAAAAUAUUAAGCCUAACACUAUUUUUUAGUACUCAUAAUACUAAACUUAAUACUAUUUUUUGGUAUUUAUAGUACUCAGCCUAAUAUUAUCUUGUAGACCUUAAAGCAUUUGGCCUAAUAUUAUUUUUUGUUACUUAUAGUACUAAGCCUAGUACUAUUUUUUGGUACUUAUAUUACUAUUAUUUCUUGGUAUCAAUGUUAGUUUAAGCCUAUUAAUAUAUAUUGUUAUUGAUACUAAAACUCAGCCUAGUACUAAAAUUUUUACUACUGGUACUAAAACUGAACGUACUAUUGUUUUGCUAUUGGCCUCAACCUAAGCCUAGUGAAAUUUUUGUUACUGUAACUAAACUUAGUACUAUUUUUUUGCUACUGUUACUAAGACUAAGCCUAGUACCAUUUUUUCUAAAUUCUUUUGAUACUCGAUCUAGUACUAUUUUCUUUUUAUAAAUCCUAGUCUCGCUUUUGAUCUACUUAAAAUGGCAAUAACUACAUUAACUAAACAUUUACGCUCUACCGUAUAUGUUUGGCACCGGAUUUGGGGCCAAGAGUUCCCAGAUUGGGCGACUCGAGUUGACGAACGAGUUUUAACAAAACUUGUCGACUUUUUCGACCGAGUAUCGACCGUUUUUCAAAAAAUUAGGAAAAAAUGUGUUGGCAGGGUGAGUUGGUUAAAAAAGUUUUGUCAGUUAAAAUUUUGAAGUAUUUAUUAGGUUUUUCAAAUAUGAAUGAGCCUUUUAAAGCUAAGUUUUGAAUUUUUCUUGGCUCAUCCAUAUUUUGACAAUCUGGUUUUAUAAUAUCUAAAAAUGGCCAAAAAUUUUAAAAAAGCUGAAAGUUAUGAGUUUUAGGGCAAAAAGUUCAUUUAUGACAAAAGCAACAUUUAAAAAAUUAAAAAAUAUUUUAAAAAAUAAAAUUUAUUAUGUUAUUUGCAGUAAACCACGAGUUUUGUGAGCUUGUUAUGAGCUGAACAAUAAAAUUUAUUGAAAAACAAAACCAUUUUUAAUAACUUUUGCUUUCGUUUUAUGGGAAACAAAAAGGGUUUGGGUAGGUGGAUAAUUGUAUUAUUACGAAAAGGAAAAACUUAACUUAAUAUUGUACUUGUUAGUAUGUUAUACUGUUUUAUGUUGUACUUUUCAGUAUAUUAUACUGCUUUUGAGAUAGGUAUAUCACGUUAGGGAGAGUUUUAUGAGUUAGUAUUAUUUCCUGUAUAAUUAUCUAUAGCCAGGGAAGGUAGGAUAAGAUUAACAAGGUAGGGUAUGGUAAGCUAUAGCCAGUAAAAGUCGAGGAAAAGGUUAAGGUAAGACCAGUCAAGUUAGUUAGGGCUAGGGUAGGGUUCAGCAAAAAUGAGGCCAGACAAGAGAGUUGUAUGGCAUGACAAAGUUAGGGUAAAGUUAAGGUAGCACUAACAUAAACAGCUAGGGCUAGGGUUAAAACUAGGGCUAAAGCUUUGGCUACCUCUGGGCUAUGGCUCUGGGCUAGGGCUCUGGGCUAGGGUUCUGGGCUAGGGCUCUGGGCUGGUGCUGUGGUCUAGGGCUCAUAUAAGUUUCAGUAGUUUUUCAAAUGACAAUCUUAAUGAAAUUUGUAUUCAAAAUGCAAUUAUAUGAACGUAGAGAGUACGAAGAGCAAUGUAAAUGUUGAAAGUUUUAUUUUGACGAGCAGAGCGUUAGUUUUCGUUACAAAGUUUUUGGGGAAAACAACGGAAUAAGAUUAACGUCGAUGCCUUUUGACAUUUGAAAAGUGAAAACAGACAACUUUGCAAGGGUCGAUUUACCAUAAUAUUUAAGGAGGGGGAGGGGGGUAGGGAUGUUAUGUAAUACAUAUAUAGAUUUACAGUAGAUUAUCAUAAUAUUAUAGGUAAAACAAUAUAAGGUGGAGUACUAUAAGAGUAUAUAUCACGGUUCAAUUGCAUAGUAAAGUUAAAAAUGAUAUUAAAAACAAAUUUUUAGUAAAGAAAUAGGUAUUAAAUGCAAUAUAAUAAGAAAAAUAGGUAUGAAAACUACUACAACAUCAAUAGGUAUAGAACUCAUAUUUAUGAAUAGAUAUUAAACGCACUAUAAAAACCUUAAUAGGCAUAUAAUGCAUGUUUAUGAAUAUAUAAUAGAAGUACUACCAUAAUAUAUACACAAAUAUGUUUGUGUAUAUCAAUUUGUAUGUGCAUUUUAAGUAAGAACGACCAAAAACUAAUAAUUCUUUAUUACAUAUUGUCUAUCAUCACAAGUGUUGUUGUUUGUCAAUUGUAAUGUUCCGAUUUCAGAAAUCAACCGAUAAAACAGUGGAGUCGCCGUUCGUUUCAAAGUAAGUGUUUUUACCUUGUUUUGUGGUUACAAUUAGCAAGAUUAUAUUAUAAUAGCAGCCAUAAAUACUUAAAAUUUUACCUUUGCCACCUAACUUUAUAACGAAAUGUAUUGCCUGAUUCACCAAACGAAUGUCCUUUUAAUGUUUACCAAUUAUAUUGGGUAAACAAUAAAAAAGCUUGUUACAUUGCAGUAAAAAACAGGGAAAAACAAGUGUUUUAUGGCUUUGAAGAGGAGUUUUAAGUAACAAAUUUUGGCUUUUUAGAUGAUUUGGUAUAUCUUAACCCAAAUUUUAGAGGUUUCUUGUGUAUUUUUUAUUGACAGCCGGCUUUUAGGUAACAAAGUACUCAAUUUUUAGUGCCAGCCGGGCGGUUUUCAAAAAAAAAUAAAAAUUUUUUUGUAGUAUAAUAUUGUAGUGUAAAAUACGUUCAUUACAAAGCUUCUUUGCAAAAAUUGUCAUUUCAGUGAUCUCUCGAAUCGUUGGGGUGCCUUGGUAUGCCUGGCGUCUCUCAAUUUCGCCUGCACUUUCUCCUGGGCUUCAGCUGGAGCCGGCGCCGAAUAUUUCAACAAAUUCUACGAUCUUGAUGUAAGUGUGAACGCCUGAGGGUAUAUAUAUUUUUUUUAAUUUUUGAACUUUUAAAAUUUUUCGAAAUUUUAAAAAUUUUUUGAAAUUUUGUAAUAUAAACCUUCAGGUAGCAGCAAGCUGGUUCUCCAUGGUCUACACAAUGUUUUUAAUACCAGCGAGCAUUAUCAUUGUCCUAGCUGAAGCAUUUUUUGGCGUCCGCUUUUCGGCCAUAACUUCGGCUGUUCUGGUUGCGGUUUCGUGCAUUUUUAAAGUACCAUUGUAAGUUUUUUUCAAAUAUGUUUUAUCUCAGAUGCCAAACAUAUUAUUUUCAAUUUAAAAAUUUAUAUAUUGAUUUGUAUAAUUGCUUGAAGUGGCACUUUCGACUAUUUUUUGUUUUGAAAAUUAAUAACAGGGGGAACCAAGCAGAUUUUUUUAGAAAAAAUGCAAUAAUUUUCUUUACAAUAUUCAAUUGACAAAAUUAGGUACUAUUAGUAUUAAAAUACGCCACCGGUCAUAUUUAAUGUCGUUGAUAAAAAUUUUGAUACAACUUUUAAUUUUUGAAAUGAAAAAAAGUUCACAGGGGGAACCAAGUUGAUUUUUUUGGAACAAAUGCAAUAUCUUUGUUUCUGAAGGCAGUAAGAAAUAGUUAAAAUGUUAAAAUUAGUAAAAUACGUAUGAUGAAUAGUUAUGGAUAUUAUUUUUGGUUUUUUUAUUUUGCUAAUUUUUAGGCCUAGCCUAGUCUUAGCGGAGCCAAAUUGACUUUCUUUUCAAAAAUAUUUGAUUUUAACAAUUUUUUUUCAGUGACUUCCUUCCGAUCUCAUCCCACCUUCGUUUUGCCAUUCAACUCCUAUCGCAUUGUUUCACAGCCAUCGUAUAUCCAGCAGCGACGAUACUACCAUUAAAAUUCGUAUUAAGAUGGUUUCCUCAAGAUCACAAGGUUUUCGCGGCGGGAGCCACAUUCUUGGCCAAUUUGAGCGCCAUAUUGAUUGCAAAUCUGUUGACUGGCUCAACCACCAACUUGAACAUUAUGGUAACAUCAAGUGUGCCGUACUAUAAUGUACUGACGGGGUUGCUGAACCUGAUGAUUGGAGGACUUUCAAUACUCGUGUUGACAAAAGUUUUGAAUAAGGAUGUAUGUCAGGAUGGCAACAGCAUUUUGGAAGGUAAAAACUUUGAUUUUGAAUAAUUUUAGUUUUUGAAAAAAAUAUUUUUUUUUAUUUUUGCUGAAAAAUUCGACGGGGGGACCAAGCUGAAUUUUGCAAAAAACGAAAUAACUUUGUUUACAAAUACCAAGUGACAAAAUUAAGUGUGUAAGGUUGUAAGGUAUGCCAUGUCGUACCUUUGCACAACUUUUUUUAAUUUUUCAAAAUAAAAAUCUUUUAAAUUUCAGAUCUCAAAAAGUUCACGGACAAACGAGCGAUUGGUGUUGCAUUGGCAUUGGGAGCCAAUUUAGCGGUGUUUAACGUAAUUUUAAGCACGUUGAGUCCACUUUUGUGUUCUGCUGGUCAUGAACGAGUUUAUACGUCGGCAGCAGCGGCUACUUUCAUUAUUGGAGGCGUCAGUGGAGUGAUGUUUGCUGGUCUCAUUGUGGACUUUACUAAACGACAGGAUGAGUGCUUUAAGGUAAGAGAGUGUUACUUUGGUGCUCUGUACCCUACCUUACCCUACCCUGCCCUUUCCUAACCCUACCCUACCCUACCCUACCCUACCCUACCCUACCCUACCCUACCCUACCCUACCCUACCCUACCCUACCUUACCCUACCCUAUCCUGCCCUUUCCUAACCCUAACUAAAACCUUUCUACCAAAGCCUUAUCUUAACCGAGCCUUAAUCUAGUCCUACCCUAUUCUUACAGUAAUACACACAAUUCUAUCUCUCAGUAACCUACUCUAUCUUAUCUAUCCUACGGAAUAAUACUGUAACUGACCUUACGCUAACUUGCCGUACCCUACCCUACUCAACCCUAUCUUCAUAUAACUUAUACCCCUACCUCGCCCUCUUAUUCUUACAAGCCCAGCCCAGUACUAAAAUAAAUCUUAUUUCCAGUUCGGAUCAGGCCUAUGUGUAAUAGCCCAACUGCUCUUCUUCCAACUAGUACUACACAAACAGAACCGUCACCUCGUCAUCAUAUCCAUAGCUUUCCUCGGCGAGCUUUUGCUUGGCCUAGUACCAGUCGGAUUGGCCGUAAUGGUACGACGACUGAAAUCCGAAGCCGAGACGAUCUCCGUAGCCAUAGUGCUGAUUCUCGGCCAAUUCUUGUCACUUUUGUAUCUAAUGCUGAUUAGUAGUUAUAAUGAUGACAUAAGCCCAUCGAGGCCGGACAUUGCCAUUGUUAAGAAGAACUGCGAAGCGUAUGGGCAUGCGGCCAAGGAUUGGACUUUGAGUGUUACGGUAGGUUGCUCCUUGAAAUUUAAAAAAUUUUUUGAAAAUUUAAAAAAUGUAAAAACUUUGUUUACAGUAAUGAAAAAUACUAGGUGUGAUACGUAAAAUAAAAUUUUUCAAAUUUCAGGUUGUAUCAGUUCUGUCUACCGUAAUCUUGAUAGCCUUGUUCUUCCUGGAUCGAAAAGAAAAGCGAAAGGCUAGUGAGGAAUCAGUCCAGGCACAAUCCGCCUCAACUCAAACUAAUGGUAAGCUAAGGUCUUUAUAGGCCGGUUAGGGGGUAGGGGUAGAUUACCAUACUUUUAACUAACCUGUAGCCCACACAGCACCAAACGCACCUAAUAUUACUGUAUUUUUUCAGCCGAAGAAGUAGAAACUGCCAUGGAUACGACGACGGUACACACUGUAAAGCCCUAA